GUCCUGAAGUCCCUCACAGAAGCAGACACAGGAGGAGCAACUGUCGCCGCCUCCCCUCUGGGCUUCUCCAAGCUCGUCCCCGUGCUCAACCGCCAUCGCGCUGUCAUCACUUUCGGCCAAUCAGGCCCGUCCAUUGCCAACGAACUCUCAGCAGCGGGUCUCUCGGUCUCUCUCAUUCAGUGCACCACGAUGGAGCAAGCCAUGCGUGCUGCUGCCGAGAGAGCCCUUCCUGAUGACACAAUUCUUCUCAGCCCGGCAUGCGACCUUAGAAAACGAUUGCUGCUCGAUUCCCAAUUUCACCCCGCUCGGUUCCUCCCCCCCGCGGACAUCGUUCCGACCAUGCCUGGCGACAACAACAGCGACAGCGCCGCCAGCGCCGUCAGAGGCGGCGGUGCAAGCAGCGGUCUAUUUCAGCUGGUCGAGUCGACUGUUUCGGAGCAGAAGUUCUUUAAUAGCCUUCCCUUCCCCCUCGUCCUGACGCCGCGCGUACUCCGAAAUCCCGCGAGUUCCUCCGCACCCUGCGCGACCUCGCCCGCACCUUCCGCGCCCCUCCGCACCUUCCGCAUCCCUCUCCUCCGAUGCCGGGAGGGCGACACACACUCUGCUGCUUCCCCUUCAUCCUCCCCUCGGCCCGUUCCCCUCGCCACGUCAGCAUCCCCGUCAUCCGACGUGGCAGCUCUGAAGGAAUACUAUGGAGAGCGAUACGACGACGAGAGAGUUUCGGCUAUGGGAACGAUAGCACCACCCCAGCAUGACGCGGUCGCGUGGAUUCGCGCAAACCGCGAAUGGCUGCUGGACACGUGGCAGCUGCACGGCGCGGUGCUGCUGCGCGGCUUGCCUCUCGAGUCCCCUUGUGACUUUAACGAGGUUGUGGAGGCCUUCGGAUUGGACGAGCUGCCUUACGUGGGCGGCGCGGCUCCAAGAACGAAGGUGGCUCCACGUGUGUUCACAGCAAACGAGUCGCCUCCAGAUCAGAAGAUUCCGUUUCACCACGAGAUGGCGCAGGUGAGAGAUGAGGAGGGAUUGGGGGAGAGAGGUGUGGAGCACCUCUCGUUUGUGUCACAGCUGAGCGCCACGGGGCUGCUGUAUGUGUGCUGUAUGUGCGUCUCCUCUGCCGAGCCGUCUCCUCUGCCGAGCCGUCUCCUCUGCCGAGCCGUCUCCUCUGCCGAGCCGUCUCCUCUGCCGAGCCGUCUCCUCUGCCGAGCCGUCUCCUCUGCCGAGCCGUCUCCUCUGCCGAGCCGUACCCGAGUACCCAACCCGCCUCUUCUUCUGCCAGAUCCCUCCGGCAAUCGGAGGCGAGACCCCCAUCCUGCCCUCCUGCGAGCUGACUCGCUGCCUGGCUCUGAAGCACAGUCGUUCGUGGCGCAGCUGAGAGCCAAGGGGUUGCUGUAUGUGCCACGCUCUACUGCUGCCAUGCCGAGUAGUCCCCUCCUUACCUCGGCCCUUUCCUCCCCUUGCUCCCUACCAGAUACCCGAGUACCCGACCCGUCUUUUCUUCUUCUGCCAAGUUCCACCAGCCUCAGGGGGCGAGACCCCCAUCCUGCCCUCCUGCGAGCUGACUCGCCGCCUGGCCCACACGCAACACCCCCCUUCCAACUCCCACUCUUCCUCUUGCCCCCUCAUCAGGUACUCGAGUACCCAACCCGCCUCUUCUUCUUCUGCGAGACGCCGCCAGCAACCGGAGGCGAGACCCCCAUCCUGCCCUCCUGCGAGCUGACUCGCCGGCUGGCCCACACGCACCCCUCGUUUAUAGCACAGCUGCGCGCCAAGGGGCUGCUGUAUGUACGCGUGCUACCAGAGGAGGAUGACCCGAGCAGUGCCAUUGGGCGAGGGUGGAAGUCCACUUUCCUGACUCAAGACAAGAUGGAAGCUGAAGAGAAGGCGGCAAAGCUAGGGGUGAAGCUGGAGUGGCAGGCGGACGGCAGCGUUCGGACUGUUUCCGGGCCUAUCCCCGCGCUUAGGGUGGACACUAGGCCUCUACCGAACCUCUCCACCAAACAUCGUGCUGCACAGGAUGAGGUCCAGGAUGAACAGGUUCGGACAGGAGAGGUUCGGGAAGAAGAGGUUCGGGAGGCAUGGUUUAACAGCAUGGUAGCAGCCUAUACAGGGUGGAAGGACGUGCGUAACGACCCCACCAAGGCAGUUACGUUCGGCGACGGGGAGGCGCUACCAGGGGAGGCUGUACUGGCGGUGGAGGAGGAGAUGGAACGGCUGGCAGUGGCUGUGCCAUGGCGACGAUUUUCCGACCAUCAGUCAGCCAUAAACAGAGUCAGCCAUUCGGUGCCGUCAUCUGUAAGGCUACAGCAGAACAGAGCCAAAACGGUUUGCUCCCAGAUUUUUUAUUCCGUCGUUCUUGCUUUCGUCGGCUGUCGUUCAAUGAGAGCCUUCCCCGUUCCGUCCUGUGAACUCCACGGAUUCCAUCAGCCACUCUCGCAGUUCGCGGAUCUUUCGCAGGCUCGCUCGACAAGUCGCCUUCCGGUUUCCAUUCCCCGCCUCGACCUUAACUUCCAGAUUCGCCCGCGAUCAGCGGCGAAUAGUCGGCGAUCGGCAGUCGUCAUGGCGGCUUCGGGUGCGUCGGACGGGAGCGAAAUCUUCAAGCGAAGCAUCAACCUCAUGAUCGUAUCUGAUCUUGACAACACCAUGGUGGACCACAAGGACCCCAACCACGAGUCGCUGCGCGAAUUCGCGUCUCUCUGGCAGUCCACGUUCGCGCGGGACUCGCUGCUCGUCUACUCCACUGGCCGCUCGCCCACCCUUUACAACCAACUCAAGAGCCAAGUGCCGCUCCUUACUCCUGACAUUGUGAUCAUGUCAGUGGGUACGGAGAUCACCUAUGGCGCGUCCAUGCAGCCGGACCAAGGGUGGGAGGAGUACCUGAACGAUGGGUGGGACAGAGAGGCUGUGGUGGAUGUCGCUAAGGGCUUUCCCCAGCUGCGCUUCCAGGUGGACUCAGAGCAGCGGCCGCACAAGGUCAGCUUCCACCUGGAGAAGGAAAAAGCUGGCAAUGUAGUGGAGGAGCUUCGGAGCAAGCUGGCGCAGCGAGGGCUGAAGGCGAAGGUGAUAUACAGUGGGGGGUACGAUUUGGACAUUCUGCCCGAGAGGGCGGGCAAGGGGCAGGCCAUGGCGUACCUGCUGCAGCAGUUCAGGGAGCAGAGCGGCAGCGCUCCCAAGCACACGCUGGCGUGUGGUGACUCGGGCAACGAUGCAGAGCUGUUUGAAGUGGAUGGAGCAUAUGGCGUGAUUGUAUCCAACGCAAUGGAGGAGCUGGUGGAGUGGCACAGGGCGCAUCACAAUACGGACCACGUGUUCCAAGCCACCAAGCGUAGUACCACGUGUACUGGCUGUAGGCAUGGCAAGGAGCGCAUGGAUGGAGUCAGUGGUGGUAUUGUGACCACUGUACAGUUUCAUAUAAUAAGUUUGCCUUGCAAUUUUACAACUGGAACGGUUAAGACGCUAUGGCACUAG
Messenger RNA from Closterium sp. Yama58-4, 3465 nucleotides. Lineage: Eukaryota; Viridiplantae; Streptophyta; Zygnematophyceae; Desmidiales; Closteriaceae. The record is from the annotation of a GenBank genome assembly.